CAAUCACGUAACAUAUUGUGAUCUUUGUAUGUUUGACUAUUCUGUAGCAAGAUGGCGACUCCCCAAUCUCUGGAUAUUUCUGCCUUCGCAGCUCGACAGAUAGCCUUACUCGAGCACGAACUCGCAGCAGAGCUGGCCACGACUACACAGCAAGUCUCAAUCUAUGCCCCCACGACGCUACAGCGUGCUGGCCUCGCCGUGCUUAACCUCAGCGUCAACAACCAGCGCACAGGCUUCGGUGGCAAGACUCUUCUUGAGCUAGGUCUUGAUCCUGCCGUGGCCAGCAGUGGUGAUAAUGGCGAACUUCUACUGCCUCAGCAUGGUCUGCGUGUGGGCGAUAUCUGUUCCGUUGCGGAGCAGCCGCGGGGAGCACAGCGGAAGAAAGAACGCGAGGGCAUGGAGAAGCGAGGGUUGGAAGGUGUUGUGACGAAGGUUCAGAGGACGGCUUUGACUGUUGCUCUGGACAAGGACGAGGCGGAUGUCCCGAAUGGAAAACUUUGGCUUGUGAAACUUGCCAACGAUGUAACAUACAAGCGCCUGAACCAGACUAUGAAUCGCCUGCAGAAGAUGCAAGCAGCAGAACAUAGCAUCCUCACCCAAGUACUCUUCGGCCAAGCCUCCGUGUCACCAGUCGCUUCGAGUGAUCUUGACGCAGAUCUAAAAUGGUUUGAUGAUACCCUCAAUCCCAGCCAGAAGGAUGCCAUUCGCUUUGCUCUAGCCAGCCGCGAGGUCGCACUCAUCCAUGGCCCUCCAGGCACCGGUAAGACACACACUCUGAUCGAGCUCAUCCUCCAACUUCACGCCCGUGGUAAACGACUACUUGUCUGCGGCCCAAGCAACAUCUCCGUCGACAACCUCGUCGAGCGACUCGCAGCGGCCCAGCAUCGCUACACCGCCAAAACCCCCUCAAUCUUGCGCCUCGGACAUCCGGCGCGUCUUCUUCCCAGCGUCUUGAGGCACAGCUUGGAAGUCCUCACGCGCACGAGCGAUGCUGCGGCCAUUGUGGCGGACAUACGCUCCGAUCUCGAUGCCAAGCAAGCCUCGAUUCGAAAGACUCGCUCCGGCCGCGAACGUAAAGCGAUUUAUACCGAGAUGCGUGAGUUACGACAGGAGUUUCGAGCUCGUGAGGGACGCGUAGUAGGAGAUCUCAUGCGGACGAGUGAUGUUGUUCUCGCGACUCUGCAUGGAGCCGGUGGGUUUCAGGUGAAAGACCAAAGGUUUGAUGUUGUGCUCGUCGAUGAGGCAAGCCAGGCCCUUGAAGCUCAAUGCUGGGUUCCGAUUCUAGGAAGUGGAGCUUCGAAGGUGGUGCUAGCUGGCGAUCACUUGCAAUUACCGCCCACCAUCAAGUCGUUGAAUGAGAAGGCGCCGAAGACGCAAAAAGUGGAAAGCAAAUCUUCGGACAAGAAGGCCGAUGGAGCGAAAAGCCUGAAGGCGAUGGAAGACCUCGCUCUCGAUGACAAGGGAAAGGCUGAAAAGUCGAAGGGAAACAAAUCGAAAGAAGGACCACUUUCUCUCGAGACGACACUAUUUGACCGUAUUCUCGCAUUACAUGGCAACGACAUUAAGCGAAUGCUCACGACACAAUAUCGUAUGCACGAGGCUAUCAUGGCAUAUCCCUCCGCCGCGCUCUACGAAGAUAAACUCAUCGCGGCCGAUGCCGUGAAGAAGCGAUUGCUCAAGGACAUUCCCAUUGCAAUCAAGGACACGGAAGAUACCCGCGAGCCACUCGUCUUCUGGGAUACGCAAGGAGGCGAUUUCCCCGAGACGCUUGAGAACGACGAUGAAAAUGAUGAGCAAGGCGGGAGCACAGGCCGCAAGACUGGUGGACUAUUGGCCGAUAGUAAAAUCAACGAGAACGAAGCGGCGCUCGUCAGCUUACAUGUAUCCCGUCUGGUUGCGGCUGGACUUCCAGCGGAGGAUAUUGCUGUCAUCACGCCGUACAAUGGACAGCGAGCAUUGCUUGCACAGAGUCUGCCCGAACGGUUCCCGGGAAUCGAGAUCGGCAGUGUGGAUGGAUUCCAAGGUCGUGAGAAAGAGGCUGUAGUGGUCAGCUUGGUGAGGAGCAACGAGGAUGGUGAGGUUGGCUUUCUUGGAGAGAAGCGACGGUUGAAUGUGGCGAUGACACGACCGAAACGACAUCUUUGCAUUGUCGGCGAUUCAGAGACCAUCAGCAAGGGCUCCAAGUUCCUCAAAGCUUGGAUGCAGCAUUUGGAAGAGCACGCCGAUCUGCGGUACCCAGACGUAGCCGACCUUGCAUCGCAGGCAUGAACAAGCGUUGUGGGAGUUCGCAGAAGCGUAUUGCUCCUGGUCCCUCGUGAAACAAUCACUACUGGAAGCCUUCAUCCUCGAAUUUCUUUCUGCUCCGAAUUGAUCUCUGCGGGAUGUUGUUGGCGUCGCAACGACAUCUUCUUCGUUGAGUCCAAUGACGCAGGAUGUAGCUCAAGAGAGAGAAAGUCGACUUUCUCAGCCUCGUUCAUCGCUCGAUCUCCCACCCUUCGUGAUCUACCCCUCAUGUGUGCUAUUCAUAUUCACGAACUAUUGUUAUUAAUAUGGGGUUUCGAUAGUGACAACGGUCGACAACGAAGAGGGA
Messenger RNA from Dissoconium aciculare CBS 342.82, 2590 nucleotides. RefSeq names its product P-loop containing nucleoside triphosphate hydrolase protein. NCBI's taxonomy places the organism in Eukaryota, Fungi, Ascomycota, Dothideomycetes, Mycosphaerellales, Dissoconiaceae. The coding region runs from base 52 to 2268 and encodes 738 amino acids. The record is from RefSeq and is a predicted model, not a curated record. Gene Ontology annotation, molecular function: RNA binding; ATP hydrolysis activity; 5'-3' DNA helicase activity. The transcript is spliced from 4 exons.